Molecule: messenger RNA, 2889 nt
Organism: Trametes versicolor FP-101664 SS1
Lineage: Eukaryota; Fungi; Basidiomycota; Agaricomycetes; Polyporales; Polyporaceae
Product: glycoside hydrolase
Exons: 12
Coding region: 1-2889 (962 amino acids)
Biological process (GO): glycoprotein catabolic process
Molecular function (GO): beta-mannosidase activity
Source: RefSeq, a predicted model, not a curated record
AUGCUGUUGCAUUUGCUGACCCUAGCCUCUGGAGCAGCCUUUGCUGCAGCCGAAGUUCUCAGUCUCUCGCAGCUCAACUGGACACUGCAAAACGUGGAGGGCCAGAUCAAAGUCUCUGCCCAGCAACCAUCCCAGGUCCACUUGGAUCUGACAAAGGCGAACGUCAUCACCGAACCGCUGCUGGGCAUUAACGAUUUCUCUGAGAGGUGGAUUGUCACCGACAGCUGGGUCUAUCAAGCAGACCUCAGUUUGAUCAUAGCUCAGCGUUCGCAGGACAACAGCAGCAGCAAGAAUCUUCUGGUGUUUUAUGGGCUUGAUACUAUUGCCAACAUUACUGUCGCCGGUCAUCCUCUCGCAUGGGUCAAUAAUCAGUUUCAGCAGUAUGUCUACGACGUUACGGACUACUUAGCGUCGCCUGCGGAUAACGACACGACCCUGACCAUCGCGUUUGAGUCCCCCAUCACGUACGGGCAGAACGUCAGCGCCCGUGCGGACUUUGAAUGGACAGGCGUGCGCCAAUUCAUACGCAAGAUCGGAUCCGACUUCGGAUGGGACUGGGCUCCGGGUUUCGCACCGUCAGGUGUCUUCAAGCCCGCUUACCUGGUCACGUUGUCGGACGCUGCGGACGGCACUGCAGCAGACAACAAUCCUGUCUCGCAUCCCCUCCUCGUCUCUCAAUCCAACGGUCUAUUCAUCGAAGAGUCCACCCUCGAGAUCACGAAGGUCGGACAGAACCCGAAUGUGCGCCCCGACGAGUCCGCGGACUGGCUCGUCAAUGUCACGCUCGCAAUCCGUUCCAUCCGUGCUGAUCCCAACCCUACCAUCAUCGUGUCCAUCCCCGAGUUGAACGUCAACUCGGGUCCGCUCAAGCUCUCCGCGAUCCCUGCUGCGACCGACACAUCUACCUUCGUUAGUGCUGCGUUCACCGUUCCGGAGGGCCUGCCGCAGCGCUGGUACCCCCACACCGUCGGCACGCCGAAGCUGUACAACAUCACUAUGAUGUUGAACGUGGCUGGGCUGCCCGCGGCGUCGUAUACUACUCGAUCCGGCUUCCGGACGACAUUCCUCGUCCAGACACCGUACUCGCAGGAAGACGUCGAGCAACGCGGCAUAACGCCUGGCGACCAGUGGCACUUCGAGGUCAACGGCAAGACGAUAUACUCGAAAGGUUCAAACCUCACUCCGCUCGAUGUAUUCUACCCUCGUAUCACUACGGAUAAAGUCCGCUGGAUUUUAGAGAGCGUGGUCAAGGGUGGGCAAAACAUGCUGCGCGCUUGGGGCGGAGGAAUCUACCAGCCUUCGGAUGAGCUCACCGGUGGAUACGACUUCUACUCCCUCUGCGAUGAGCUCGGCAUCCUCGUCUGGUCCGAACUCGGCUUCUCCGACUCGACCUACCCCGUGAACGACUUCUUCCUGGACUCGGUCGAGCGCGAAGUACGGCAGAAUGUUCGGCGAAUCAAGAAGCACCCUAGCAACGUGCAGUGGGCAGGCAGUAACGAAAUCGAGGUCAUAAUCAGGCUGCUGAACAGCAGCACCGUCCCUGUUGACCUGGGCUCAUUCUUGCACAUCUUCCAAAAUUUCCUACACGAUAUUGUCUUGGAGGAGCAGUCAUCGGUUCCGUAUACCGCCUGUUCGACGACAAACGGUGUCCUGAGCCUGGAACCAUACAUUCUGCGGCUGGACAACGUGGUCCCAGGCAAUAUUUACGGAAAUACCGAGCUUUACAACUAUGACCCCUCUCAAGCAUUCAACUACAGCACAUACCCGGUGGCUAGGUUUGUGAACGAGUUCGGCUUCCCCUCUAUGCCUUCCUUCUACAGCUGGGAGGAGGUCCUCGAGUCUCCUGACGACUUCUCGUUCAACUCUACCGUCGUGAUGUCGCGCGACCACCACCCUCCUGCGACCAGUCUCACCUUCCCAAACCCGCGAGCACCCGAGGGCCAGAAGGAGAUGACUGUCGCCGUCGAACUUUGGCUACCCACCCCUGGGACGUCCGACUCGAACCAGACGUUCGCGCAGUGGUGCUGGAGCACGCAAGUGUUCCAGACGCUCUACAUGCAGUCCGAGAUCGCGUUCUACCGCCGCGGCUCCGGGCGCGGCGAGAACAACCUCGGCGCGACCGUCUGGCAGCUGAACGACAUCUGGCAGGGGGUGAGCUGGUCCGCGAUCGAGUACUCCGGCCGCUGGAAGGUGCUGCAGUACGGGUUGGAGAACAUCUACACGCCGGUGAUCGUGUACCCGUUCUGGGUGCCCGAGACGGAGAGCCUGGAGGUUUCGGUGACGUCCGAUCUGUGGGAGACUGUGGAUGGUACCGUGCAAUUUACGUGGUACGACUGGCUCGGCAAUUCGCUCCACACGUCGUCGCACGCCUUCGCGGUCCCCAGCCUGAACAGCACAGUGGUGUACACGGCUCAAGGCCUCGACAACAUCCUGCCCUCUGGAUCCAAGGCCGAGGACGUGUGGAUGCUCCUUAGCUUGACUGCGCGGGUUAACGGCGAGACCGUAACGCACGAGCAGCACUUCGUGCCGACGUCGCUGGCCAAUGCGAACCUCGUUGACCCCCAGAUCAAGGUCACCUCCAGUGAUGAUCUCACGUUCAUGCUUUCUGCGCAUGGCGGCGUUGCGCCCUUCACUUGGUUGGACCACCCGUCGGGCACCGUGGGCUACUUCGAAGAUACGACGUCCAACAAGCCUCUGAACGGCUUCUACCUCGUUCCGGGCUCAGACCGCACCGGUGAGUCUGAAUGUCUCUGGUACAGUGUAGUUUACAGCGAUCGCUCAUACCCCUUCGCAGUGCGCUUCGUGCAGUCCGCAGCGUUGUCGACUGUCGCGCACCCGUCCCCGUCGGACUUCGUCGUCCGGUCGCUCUGGAACAACACGCAUCUGUAG